CGCUCGGGGACCACUGGCAAGCAGCGGCAGCUCGCGGCCGCGCACUCUUCGUACCCGAGGCGCCCUACGGAGACCGAUCUCCCGCCCCGCGGCCCAGGCCGGGGCCCGGUGAGACCCACGGGCGGGCGGCCGCAGGGAGGGGUCUGCAACCGAACCCAGCGGGUGCCGCGUCUCCACCCGGGCCUCCAUCACUUCUAACCAGCCAUGUUCCAGGCUGCAGGAACCGCCCAGUCCACCCCCUCUCAUGAAGCCAAAGGCAGCAGUGGCAGCAGCACUGUUCAGCGCUCCAAGUCCUUCAGCCUUCGGGCCCAGGUAAAGGAGACCUGUGCAGCCUGUCAGAAGACCGUGUACCCCAUGGAGCGGUUGGUGGCAGACAAGCUCAUUUUCCACAACUCAUGCUUCUGCUGCAAGCACUGUCACACCAAGCUGAGCCUGGGCAGCUACGCGGCUCUGCACGGGGAAUUUUACUGCAAACCCCACUUCCAGCAGCUGUUUAAGAGCAAAGGCAACUACGAUGAGGGCUUUGGCCGGAAGCAGCACAAGGAGCUCUGGGCCCACAAGGAGGUGGACCCUGGCACCAAGACAGCCUGAGCCCUCUCUGACCUCCACUCCCUCUGUAGAGGGCCUGGAGCCCGGUGGUGGGAAGGGUGGGAAAGAGAUUGGACCUGGGCUGGGGUGGGAGGGGAUGAGACCAUCUUGCUCAGGCAAAGGGUUGGGGGCAGGGCUCUGUCCCAGGAUUCCUUCCUUCUCCCUCAGUGGGUGGGGAUUCGGGAACCAGGAUUGGGGGUUGCUCACCACCCUGCUUCCUGCUUUUCUCAGCCUACCCCACCUCAUCCCUGGCCCUCUGGGAGGCCCCGAAGCCCAGCUCCCCUAUCUAGGUGCCUUUUCUCCAGCAAGGAGUCAGCAUGUCCCCCUCAGGGUCCUAAGCUCCCUCACUGCCACCUGGGGCCUGUGUGGCCCCCAUAUCUCCCCAUCUACCUCUGCCCUUAGCCUGUUUCUGAGCCAUGGAGACUUUGGAGGAAGGAGAACCAGAGUGCUCCCCGCUGGGCCUCACAGAAUGUCCCCUACGGCUCAGUGGGGGAAGGGAGGGGAAGUGGAACAGCCCUGCAAGGCAAGGCAGGGCAUGCCCCAGUGGGGCUUGGGACCAUCUCGCACCACCAGCAUCAAGCAGCAAAAGCUAAAGCACUGGCUGAGAGCCACAGAGACUGGCAUUGAUCUGGCAGUGGCCAUGCUCCCCUGUUCUCCUGUUUCUGCUGGUUCUGACUGUUGUUAUCAACCCCAUCUUAAACAUGUUUCAUCAGAUCCUGA
Messenger RNA from Hipposideros armiger (great roundleaf bat), 1308 nucleotides. It is a transcript of the gene LIMD2, whose product is annotated as LIM domain containing 2. NCBI's taxonomy places the organism in Eukaryota, Metazoa, Chordata, Mammalia, Chiroptera, Hipposideridae. The record is from RefSeq and is a predicted model, not a curated record. The transcript has 5 exons. The coding region runs from base 205 to 591 and encodes 128 amino acids.